Messenger RNA from Cloeon dipterum, 531 nucleotides. RefSeq lists its product as uncharacterized. Lineage: Eukaryota; Metazoa; Arthropoda; Insecta; Ephemeroptera; Baetidae. Bases 1 to 531 code for a protein of 176 amino acids. The record is from RefSeq and is a predicted model, not a curated record. The transcript has a single exon.
AUGGAUUAUAAUGGAUCUGGAUCUGGAGGACUUGGAGGACGCGAGGGACUGGAGGAGGAGGACUGGCGGACUGAAGGAAGGAGAGGAAUAGGAGCAGCGAAGACGGACCCGAAGACCACGGAGACGGAAGGAGCGGAUCAACAAGGCGCAGCAGGCUCUGGCGAAGACCAGGUCGGACGACGCCGAGCAGCCGUCGAGCGUGGCGGCGUUGGAAGCGGCGGCGGAGGCGGAGGGAGCGGUGGUGGAGGCGACCGAGGUGUUGGCGGCGGCGGCGGUUGCGGCGGAGGUGGAGGAGGUGGAGGCGGAGGCGGCGGAGGGAGCGGUGGUGGAGGCGGCGGAGGCGGAGGGAGCGGUGGUGGAGGCGGCCGAGGUGUUGGCGGAGGUGGUGGAGGCGGAGAGGGCAAUUCGAGGCGGUGGGAGAGGAGAGGUCGAAACGGAGACGGCUGCUGGUGGAAGCGUGAGUCGCGUGAGCAGCGAGGAAAGAGGCUGCUGGAGCCGUGUCGCGUGCGGCACCGUUACAGUUACAAUUAA